UGAAAACAAAAGUAGGGAAAAUCAAACUAAAAGAAACAAAACACUUAAAACCUAAAAAUAGCAAAAAAAAAUGAUAGCUAGAGGACCACGGUUUCAAAAACCUUGGUAAAUUAGCAAAAUGCUACAAAUAGUAAAAGAAAGCUGAAAUGUUAAAGUUCUAGAUAAAUGUAAAAACUAUUCCUGAUUAUUUUAGGCUUUUAUUUUGUAAAUAAGCGGAAGUGAAGUGAUUGGUUAUGUUUGAGUCUUGACGGAGUUCAGAAGUAACGGGACCGGGCAGAACCGUGGAAAGUUGUUUAGUUUAGACAUGUUAUGACGGAUUUAAUAACAGAGAAUGUUUUAAAUAAUAGUUUCAGGUCUUAUUGUGAAAAUUUAACUUUAUUUCCUGCGCGUGAUGCUUUUUAAACGGAGGCCAAAGAGUGACAGAAGAAGAAGAAGAAGAAAAGUUUCUGAGCAUCGUCAAAGAUAAAAAUGGAGGCGGAAUAAAAACCCAGCAGAUGAAGACAUGAACUUCGGGGUCCCCGCCAGCUCGGUGCUGCUGCUCCGGGCCUGCGAUGAGGGGGACUGGGACACGGUCCGGGGCAUCCUGGAGCCCGGGGUCCAGAGGGAGUCGGGUCGGCAGAGCAGGCUGAGGUCGGAGGCGGGCUCGGAGUGUCCGGCCCUGGACCUCACGCCGCCCCUGGUCCCGGUGGACUCCACGGACGAGGAGGGCAACACCGCCCUGCAGUUCGCCUCGGCGGGGGGCUACGAGAACCUGGUCCGGUUCCUGCUGCGGAAGGGCGCGUCGGUGGACAGCCGGAACAACUACGGCUGGAGCCCGCUGAUGCAGGCAGCCAGGUUUGGUCACCUGACCGUGGCCCACCUCCUCCUGGAGAAYGGGGCGGAGAUAAACGGGCGGAACCGGCUGGGGGCCAGCGUCCUGACCAUGGCGGCCCGUGGGGGCCACGUCCACGUGGUCAAGCUGCUCCUGGAGAGCGGGGCCUUCGUCGACGACUACGACCACCUGACUGCUGCUGAGACGAUAUCCGGAGGCAACAACAACAACAACUGCAGUGCAGCUGGGUUUGGACUGGCUGAGGGCUGUCCAGCUGCAGGAGGAGGAGGAGAGUUCAUGGACAUCACUGCUCUGAUGGUGGCGUCUCAGCAUGGAGACGAGGCCACCGUCCGCCUGCUGCUGGACUGGGGCUCUGACGUCAACUUUACCCACAAAACCACCGGCUGGGGUCCCCUGAUGGCGGCCACCCUGAGUGGGAAGAAGGUUGUAGCUCAGCAGUUGGUGGGGAGGGGAGCAGAUCCGAACCGGGUCAACGUUCUGUCCCAGACGGCCUUAGAGCUGUCCCUGCAGCUGAAACAGAGAGACAUCAAGGCGUACCUGGACUCUAUAACCACCGUCAGACCUCAGACCGACGACGAGAGGAAGCGGCCCGACGUGUUCAGCGCUCUCAGGCUUGGAAACUCCCAGCUGGUCAAAGACAUCCUGGAGGAGGACCCGGCCCAGGUGAACUCGUCCAAUCAGGAGGGAGCGACGCCUCUGAUGAUGGCGGCGGUGAGCGGGCAGCUGGAGGUGGUGCAGCUGAUGGUGGAGAAGAACGCCGACGUGGACAAACAGGACGGCGUCCACGGGUGGACGGCUCUGAUGCAGGCCACGUACCACGGCAAUAAAGACAUUGUGAAGUACCUGCUGGGUCAAGGAGCCGACGUUAACCUGCGAGCUAAGAACGGCUACACGGCCUUUGAUCUGGUCAUGCUGCUCAACGACCCAGACACAGAGCUGGUCCGGCUGUUAGCAUCAGUCUGCAUGCAGGUGGAUAAAGACAAGCCGAAACACCGAGGCAGAGCUUUUAUUACGCGCUCUAAAAGCAGACAGUCCCUCAACAACGUCCCAGUUCCGCCYGAUGACAAGGGAGGCCUGAAGUCCUGGUGGAGCAGGAUGUCGAAUCGUUUCCGGCAACUGAAGCUGACUCACACUCUGCGGCAUGGCCUUUCAACCAAUCGGCUUGCUCCGUUUCCCAACGAUGCUGAAGCUCCUCUGGACGCCACGAUGAGGGCGGACUCAAAGGCUGCGGCUACGGCUAGCUCUGCAGCGCCGCAGUCCUCUGCUCCUGGAGCGAACGAGACGAGCGGCGUCUGGGCGGUCAAGACUAAAGAUAGUGCAGGUCCCUUCAGAGCCUCUUCAGAGCAGGAAGACCCUUUUAUAACCACAAUGCUAAGAAGCGGCGCCCCCCUCACCAGGAUUCCCAGCGACAAGCUGAAAGCAGCCAGCCCUCCGUUCUUACCUCCGUCUUACUUYGAGCCGUGGAACUCGGACCGAUCUCACUUCCCCAGGGAGGCGAAGAGCGAGCCGCCUCGCCUGCCCAUGCCUCCUCAAAGGAAGCUCAACAGCAGCGGGAACUCAGAUAUCACGUCCAUCACUCGAGUGGUGAACCGGUCCUUUAAGUUCCCCAGCAUCCCCAAAGGACCCUCGUCAUCCUCACCCUCUAACUCUGGUCACUAUCAUUCCCCUCAUUCCUCCGGAGGCUCAAACGGAGUUGCAGGGCUCAACCGCUCAGCAGGGGGMAGUGCAGACAGUGUUCUGUCACAGAUAGCAGCUCAACGUAAAAGAGCAGCAGGUCUGAUGGAGGUGAAGGCUCUACCUGCAGAGAAACAGCAGAACCCGGCUCCGCUGCCAGCUCCAGGACCCGGUCCUCAGCCUCCUGAUAGGAGCCUGCCAGAGAUCCCAGCACACCCCAGCCUGGUCUCCUCAGACCUCCAGCCCAGACGGAAGAUGGAGCUGAAGAAGAGAUCUCAGUCUGGGAAUUCCUCCACCUCUAAGAGCACGUCCCCCACUCUGACCCCAUCUCCGUCCCCGACGCCCAAGCUGUCCCCCGGGCCGGGGGACUCUCUGUCCUCGGCUUCUUCCCAGCCGCGCUCCAAGAGCAGCGGGGGCUCCAGUAGUGGAACCAUCACAGACGAAGAUGAGCUUUCUGGCAUUUUGAAAAAGCUCUCCCUUGAGAAAUAUCAGCCAAUAUUUGAGGAGCAGGAGGUGGACAUGGAAGCCUUCCUGACGCUCACAGACGGAGACUUGAAGGAGCUGGGGAUUAAAACCGACGGGCCCAGACAGCAGAUCUUAGCAGCCAUAUCAGAGCUCAACGCUGGAAAGGGUCGAGAACGGCAGAUCCUCCAGGAGACCAUCCACAACUUCCAGUCCUCCUUUGGCAGCAGCGCCAGUAACCCCAGGCAGCCGAGCCGGCCUCGAUCUCCAACAACGUGGACGAGACACCAGGUGUGUUCGUCCAACAGGAGGUAGUUCAGCAGGAACUACACGACCAAAGGUACCUAAAGUAGGGAUGUUUAAGGUACACCUUAAUCAGGAAGUUCCUGAAGCCAGCACACUGAUCCAUGGGAAGUAUUUUUGGAAGAGGACACUUUGGACUGAACUGUUCAAAACUAGAGUCCAAAGCUGGUGAGAUGGACUAAAGCAGGAUCAGUUCAGCCGAACUUCGGCUGAUUUUAAAAAGCACACGAUGGAGUGAAUGGAUUAGUUUAGUUGAUUUUUAUCUAUGAAACUGUGAGCGAUGCAACAAAUGUUUUAUAAAAGUAGUUAAAACAAAUGAAAUGUGCAUAAAAAGAGAUUAAUCUGUCAGCCAUAACAUUAUGCUCAAUAAAAUUAAUGUCACAUCGUUCUUCAGAGGAAUGCAUCAUUCCUCAUGCUCUGUUUUUCACAUCAUUGGUCAUAAUGUUGUGGCUGAUCAGUGCAGAACAAACCAAAUGUUAACCUGCAAGAUUGUGAUGAUUUAAAGGGAGGUACUAUGAUUACAAAAUAUGCACUGAUGCAGGGAAAGUGCAGACAUUAGCAAUAGUAUAUUUUACUUUUUUACUCUGGACGAAAUUUACAGAAGGACUGUACUGAAGGAUUAUACCAAAGGAUUAUACCAGAGGACUAUACUGAAGGAUUAUACCGAGGGAUUAUACCAGAGGACUAUACCAAAGUAUUAUACCAGAGGACUACCGAAGGAUUAUACCAGGGGACUUUACUGAAGGAUUAUACGAGAGGAUUACUGAAGGAUUAUAUCAGUGGACAAUACCGAAGGAUUAUACCAGAGGACAAUACCGAAGGAUUAUACCCGAGGACAAUACCGAAGGAUUAUAUCAGAGGACAAUACCGAAGGAUUAUACCCGAGGACUACCGUAGGAUUGUACCAGAGGACUAUACUGAAGCAUUAUACAUAUAAGAGGACUAUACUAAAGAAUUAUACCAGAGGACUAUACCGAAGGAUUAUACCAGAGGACUACACCAAAAGAUUAUACCAGAGGACUAUACUGAGGUAUUAUACCAGAGGACUAUACUGAGGUAUUAUACCAGAGGACUAUACUGAGGUAUUAUACCAGAGGACUACACCGAAGGUCUUACUGAAGGAUUAUACCAGAGGACCCUACCAAAGGAUUUUAAAUCCUGGAUUAAGUGAUCACUGUGUACACAGAUAAUUUAAGAAAUGAAUGUUCUCCAGUGAAUAAAUUAACAUUAUUAUAAAGCAUUAA
Messenger RNA from Austrofundulus limnaeus, 4515 nucleotides. RefSeq names its product ankyrin repeat and sterile alpha motif domain containing 6 (gene anks6). Gene Ontology annotation, biological process: innate immune response. Gene Ontology annotation, molecular function: protein binding. The coding region runs from base 503 to 3283 and encodes 926 amino acids. Lineage: Eukaryota; Metazoa; Chordata; Actinopteri; Cyprinodontiformes; Rivulidae. The record is from RefSeq and is a predicted model, not a curated record. The transcript is spliced from 18 exons. Gene Ontology annotation, cellular component: cytoplasm.